AUGAAGAAAUGCUACGUGGGCGGUACUCGCCCAGUCCAAGUCCAUGGGUUCGAGUCCGCACUGAUAGCAUUGCUCGUCAUCUCGAGACGGUCUUCCUCUUUACAAAAAACGGAUGGGCGUCGUAAUUCCCUGGACUUCCCCGCUACAGCGCCCCUACCUCAUUCACAUAUAAAUCUCCAUGAGGACUCCCGGCCCCCACAAGUACCGCCCACUACCCAAUCCUGGUGGCCUAUUCGGACAGGUCGGGCAUCACCGGCUAUUGUCGAGGUCCCUCCUGUUUGCUGGAUCUCACGCAUCCGUUUACAGCGGAAUGUUUCAGCCGAUGCUCCCGCCAAAUACAAUGAAUGGAUUCAUGACGAAGACUAUGUUUCUCCUCCUUCACCGAAUCCCGAUUCACAACGACCACCUGCAGCAGGGCAGAUCAAUACUGCAGAGCACGGAAGCGAAUACAUGAAUCUACUUAGGGGACCUGCGAUAUCUGCGACAUCCGCUGCCAACAAUGCCCCAGAUGACUUCCAGGACAGAUACCUUCAACCCCUCAUAAUUUUCGACACUGUUAUUGAGAAAAUUGCGAAUAUAUGUCCAUACGCAAAGAUGGCGCUGAACAUACUUUCUACUGCAUCCAAGCGCAACAUUGCAGCUGGUUCUCACAGCCACAACGAUGACUGGAUAUGUUAUGAAGGUUACGACCCUCCUUCUCCUGACCUCCACUCACACGAACCAUGCGCACCAAUCCAGAUCAAAACCGGAGAGCAUGUCCCGAGAGCCGAUGCACUUUCCCUGGUCGAGCCAAUCGUCAGUUCAUCAGCGCAGGGUGCUCAGAUGGGGUAUUCACAUUACCAGGAUACAAGCAAGGACGAAGAGUGAUCGCCUGAUGGUGUGUGUAGUUCUUAUAUCUCCCCGUCUUCAUGGCUGUGUUAUACACAAGUCUAAUAAUACAGCUAGAAGAUGAUACUAUUGAGCGCGGCGGAAAUCUGAUCAUUCUCUUUUGUCGUAAACCUCACAACUGCUGUGGCAAACACCCCAUCCUGUAUUCUUCGUUUACACUACCUCAUCUUAGGUGCC
Suillus clintonianus is the source of this 1065-nucleotide messenger RNA. RefSeq lists its product as uncharacterized. Bases 1 to 867 code for a protein of 288 amino acids. The record is from RefSeq and is a predicted model, not a curated record. The transcript is spliced from 9 exons. NCBI's taxonomy places the organism in Eukaryota, Fungi, Basidiomycota, Agaricomycetes, Boletales, Suillaceae.